AUGCCCAACGCGUCGUCCUCCUGGUCCGGGCUGGCCAACGCGUCUUGCCCGGGCCCCCCGCCAGGCUGCCCCAACGCGUCGAGCCCUCCGCCGCUGACGCCGCCGCUGGCUGUGGCCGUGCCGGUUGUGCACGAGCUGAUCUGCGCCGUGGGGCUGGCGGGCAACUCUGCGGUGCUGUUUGUGCUUCUGCGGGCGCCGAGUCGGAGGACCGUCACCAACCUGUUCAUCCUCAACCUGGCCAUCGCCGACGAGCUCUUCACGCUUGUGCUGCCGGUCAACAUCGCUGACUUCCUGUUGCGUCAGUGGUCCUUCGAGCUCAUGUGUAAGCUCAUCGUGGCCAUCGACCAGUACAACGCCUUCUCCAGCCUCUACUUCCUCACCUUCAUGAGCGCCGACCGUUACCUCUUGGUGCUGGCCACAGCCGAAUCGCGCCGCGUGGCCCGCCGCUCCUACCGCGCCGCGCGCGCGGUGAGCUUGGCGAUGUGGGGCCUCGUCACGCUAGUCGUGCUGCCCUUCGCAGUGUUCGCGAGACUCCACGACGAGCAGGGACGACGCCAGUGAGUGCUGGUUUUUCCGCAGCCCGAAGCUUGGUGGUGGCGAGCAAGCCGCCUCUACACUCUGGUGCUGGGCUUCGCCCUCCAGGUGACCGCCAUCGGCGCCCUAUACACCUCCCUGCUGUGCCGACUGCACCCCUUGCGGCUGGACAGUCACGCCAAGGCCCUGGACCGCGCCAAGAAGCGGGUGACCAUGCUGGUGGUGGCCAUCCUGGCCGUGUGCCUACUCUGCUGGACGCCCUACCACCUGAGCACCGUGGUGGCGCUCACCACGGACCUCCCGCAGACACCGCUCAUCGUUGCUGUGUCCUACCUCAUCACCAGCCUGAGCUAUGCCAACAGUUGCCUCAACCCUUUCCUCUAUGCCUUUUUAGACGAUAACUUCCGCAAGAGCCUCAACCAGCUGGGGGCGUGCCGCGCCUCUGCCUGA
Messenger RNA from Trichechus manatus latirostris (Florida manatee), 984 nucleotides. RefSeq names its product neuropeptides B and W receptor 1 (gene NPBWR1). Gene Ontology annotation, cellular component: neuron projection; plasma membrane. Lineage: Eukaryota; Metazoa; Chordata; Mammalia; Sirenia; Trichechidae. Gene Ontology annotation, biological process: neuropeptide signaling pathway. The record is from RefSeq and is a predicted model, not a curated record. Gene Ontology annotation, molecular function: neuropeptide binding; neuropeptide receptor activity. The transcript has a single exon.